Molecule: messenger RNA, 1518 nt
Organism: Portunus trituberculatus (swimming crab)
Lineage: Eukaryota; Metazoa; Arthropoda; Malacostraca; Decapoda; Portunidae
Gene: TfIIA-S
Product: transcription initiation factor IIA subunit 2-like
Exons: 4
Coding region: 192-536 (114 amino acids)
Biological process (GO): RNA polymerase II preinitiation complex assembly; transcription initiation at RNA polymerase II promoter
Cellular component (GO): transcription factor TFIIA complex
Molecular function (GO): TBP-class protein binding; RNA polymerase II general transcription initiation factor activity
Source: RefSeq, a predicted model, not a curated record
AACUAAACAGAGCAAGGCGUGACGUAAACAAACUUUAGCACCAACCGACACCGACACCACCACCAAGGGAGGAAAGGAAGACAACUAUUGAACUGAAAAGGCAGAAAAUAGCUCAACAAAUUUCAUCACCAGUCUAACAAAGAAGAUCCAAGAAAAUAUUUCACUCAGGACUAUAGUUAACAAGCAGCAGGAUGACUUACCAGCUGUAUCGGAACACCACCCUCGGGAAUACGCUACAAGAAACCCUCGAUGAACUCAUCCAGUUUCAGCAAAUCUCACCAAAUGCUGCAUUAAAAGUGCUCCUUCAGUUUGACCGAGCUAUCAACUCUGCUCUGGCUGGUAAAGUGCGAUCACGAAUUAGUUUUAAGGCCUCCAAGCUUAACACCUACAGAUUCUGUGACAAUGUGUGGACCUUUCUUAUGAGUGAUGUGGAAUUUAAAGAAGUGCAAGACUUUGUGCAAGUGGAAAAACUCAAAAUUGUGGCUUGUGAUGGAAGAGGUCCAGGUCCUGGAGGUGCAUCUGGUGGUGGAGACUAAACAUCAACAAAAAUAGCAACAAGAUGACUCAACUAAUGCACUGAAUUACAGUGUGUUAUUAUUAUUAUUAUUUUAUUUAUUUUAUUUUUUCAAUAUCAUUAUGAUACUAUAUUGUUCUUCUAUGCAUUUGCUUUACACAGAAUUUAUUGCCUUGGCAGUGCCAUCACCUUAAAGUUGCAAAUUUUGUGCUUUGUAUCUCAUAAUUAGAGAGAGAGAGAGAGAGAGAGAGAGAGAGAGAGAGAGAGAGAGAGAGAGAGAGAGAAUUAUAUAAUUUUCUUUUGAAUUGAAUUACAUUUUUUUAAGAUGUUAAUUACAGUAUGCUAGCACUGUGAAUAUUGUUUGAUAAAAUACAAGUAAUUGGUUGUUUCCAUACAUUGCACAACUGUGUCACAAGACAAAAUAGGAGAGAGUUGAAUUCUAGAUAUCCUUUAUAUUUAUGAGCUUUCUUUAUAUAAGUAAAUUUCAUCAUAAAAUGGGAUGCUUCUCUUGGGUCUUUCAUCAUAAUUAUUUUUAAAAUCUUAUAAAUUAAUAGAUAAAAAUAACAGCAUGAUAAAAUGAGCAUUGCACAGGUACUAUUAUACAGUUCAAAAGAUUUUUUGAAAACUAGUCUCACAACAAACAUGAUGAUCAUAAAUAUUAAGGUUGUCCUAUAUACUCAAAUAAUUGCACAUAUAUAUUGUAAUUUACACUAAGUUAAAAUUAAAAUGACAGUGAAAAAUUCUUUCACUGAUUACACUAAAUUAAUGGACCUUAACUAUACAUGUUACCUACCUACUUACAUCACUCAAUGGAUUGUGUGAUGUUAAGAAAAUGAGGAUAGUCUCAUAAUUUUCAUCAUGAUUUACAGCCUCUGUUAUCAUUACAUGAUCCCAUUCAUAAAAUUUGACAUUGUAUGUAUGUAUUUUUGACUAGCCUUUUUUGCACAUGGUGACAUUUGGAAAGUGAAAAGCAUGGAUGAUCAAUAAAAGGAGAAGACCACACA